AUGACCAAAAUAAAGGGAGAUCCCGAGGGGCGGGAAGCUCAGGCGGAGGCUUGCUCCGGGGAGCGCACUUACCAGGAGCUGCUGGUGAAUCUGAACCCCAUCGCACAGCCCCUGGCUUCUCGCCGCCUCACUCGGAAACUCUACAAAUGCAUCAAGAAAGCCGUGAAACAGAAGCAGAUUUGGCGCGGAGUGAAGGAGGUUCAGAAGUUUGUCAACAAAGGCGAGAAAGGGAUCAUGAUUUUGGCAGGAGACACGUUGCCCAUUGAAGUAUACUGCCAUCUCCCAGUUAUGUGUGAGGACCGGAAUUUGCCCUAUGUCUAUAUCCCUUCUAAGACGGACCUGGGUGCAGCUGCAGGCUCCAAACGCCCCACCUGCGUGAUAAUGGUCAAGCCCCAUGAGGAGUACCAGGAGACCUAUGAUGAAUGCCUGGAGGAGGUGCAAGCCCUGCCCCCUCCCGUGUGA
Messenger RNA from Pipistrellus nathusii (Nathusius's pipistrelle), 462 nucleotides. Lineage: Eukaryota; Metazoa; Chordata; Mammalia; Chiroptera; Vespertilionidae. The record is from the annotation of a GenBank genome assembly.